This is a messenger RNA of Drosophila ficusphila, 4822 nucleotides long. It is a transcript of the gene dia, whose product is annotated as protein diaphanous. Gene Ontology annotation, molecular function: small GTPase binding; actin binding; microtubule binding. The record is from RefSeq and is a predicted model, not a curated record. Gene Ontology annotation, biological process: actin filament polymerization; actin cytoskeleton organization. The transcript is spliced from 5 exons. The coding region runs from base 521 to 3784 and encodes 1087 amino acids. NCBI's taxonomy places the organism in Eukaryota, Metazoa, Arthropoda, Insecta, Diptera, Drosophilidae. Gene Ontology annotation, cellular component: actin filament; cytoplasm.
AUCUUACUACGGUCACAUUGAGUCCGAUCAACGCGCUGAGCGAAACGCUUGUCUUAAAAAUUUUUGUUAUUUGCGAUUUACGGCCGCGAAGUGCCAGCGAUCUGCAUGCCAAGUGAUUAUUAACAGAAUAACCUAGUGUUGAAAUUGCCAAAAGAGCUGAAACUAAUUGUAUUCCAUGUUUCAACCGCGGCAGAAGAGCAACAAGUGGCAAAAAAGAAAAGUAACAACAACAACAAAAUAAGUACGAUAAAAUACACUGGAAGAAAAACCAAAGCCGACAGGCUACAAAGUGUUCAAAGAAUAGCGCGCAGCUUGUUUUUUGUGCCAGCGUCGCGCAAUAAAACAAACAAAAACCAGGGACCAAAAACAACAACCACAACAAAAGCCGUUUGAUCGCGAGUUAGUGUUGUGUGUGUGCUUAACUGUGUCUGUGUGGCAAGCCAUUAUUUUUCUGGUCUUAUGACGUAAACCACCGAAAAAAAUCAAAAGUGAGCAGGCGACACAGAUAUCAAAACGAAGAAUGUCUCGUCACGAGAAAACGAAAUCUUCGGGGGGCGGAAUCCUGGACAGCCUGUUUGGAAGGCCCUCGAAAUCGAAAGGCGGAACAAUCAGCAGUGGCACCUUAACCCAUGGCGGACGACCCGUAUCAGCGGAUAACUAUGUGGUGCCGGGCGUGGAGGACUUUGAGCAGUACAUCCAGCAACUGUCCGUUGCGGAGCUGGAUGAAAAAUUCCUGGAGAUUAUAGAGGAUAUGAAUAUACCCAAGGAUAAGCGGCAGCCCCUUUUGGCUAAAUCGAAGGAGGAGCGCCAGAAGAUGAUUAUGUGGCAUUUAAAAGGUAAAAACUCACUGGAGCGCAGCGCCAAUUCCCGGUUCGAGAAGCCCAUAGACUACGUGGAGUAUCUGCAGAAUGGGGAGCACAGCACCCACAAGGUGUACCAGUGCGUGGAAUCUCUGCGCGUUGCGCUCACCAGCAAUCCGAUCUCAUGGAUCAAGGAAUUCGGUGUGGCAGGAAUUGGGACGAUCGAGAAGCUGCUGGCCCGGGCAAAAAAGGAUGCCAACUAUGACAAGAUCGAGUUCGAGGCGAUUCGCUGCCUGAAGGCCAUCAUGAACAAUACGUGGGGUCUGAAUGUGGUGCUCAAUCCGGAUCAGCACAGUGUGGUGCUGCUCCUCGCCCAAUCCCUGGAUCCCCGCAAGCCGCAGACAAUGAGCGAGGCCCUCAAGCUCCUGGCCUCGUUUUGCAUCAUCUACGAUCGCAAUGGCUACGAGAAGGUCCUGCGAGCCAUUACCACCAUAGCAGCCACCUCCUUCAAGGCCAGCGAACGAUUCCGACCCAUUGUGGAUGCCCUUUUCGUAUCGGAUCAACAGGAUCCCAAGCGAGAGUUGGCCUGCCACAGCUUGAUCUUCAUCAACACUCUCACAAACACACCCACGGAUUUGAACUUCCGCCUCCAUUUGCGCUGUGAAAUCAUGCGAAUGGGUCUCUACGAGCGCCUGGAUGAGUUCACCAAGAUUGUGGAGACCAGCAACAAUGAGGCACUGCAGGCGCACUUCAAGAUCUUCAACGAGAUUCGAGAGGAUGACUUCGAUGAGUUUGUGCAGCGCUUCGAUCAUGUCACCUUCAAUAUGGACGAUGCCACCGAGUGCUUCGAUGUGCUGAAGAACCUGGUGACUGACACCACUUCCGAGCCCUACUUCCUCUCCAUCCUGCAGCAUUUGCUGUACAUCAGGGAUGACUUCUACUUCCGACCCGCCUACUACCAACUGAUUGAGGAGUGCAUCUCGCAGAUUGUCUUCCACAAGGGCUACUGUGAUCCGAACUUUGAGAACAGAAACUUCAAUAUCGACACCUCACUGCUGGUCGACGACAUUGUGGAGAAGGCCAAGGCCAAGGAGUCCAAGCGAUCGGAGGAGUACGAGAAGAAGAUCGAGCAGUUGGAGAGCGCCAAGCAGGAGGCAGAGGCCAAGGCGGCUCAUCUCGAGGAGAAGGUCAAGCUGAUGGAGGCUAAUGGUGUGGCGGCUCCGUCGCCCAACAAGCUGCCCAAAGUCAACAUACCAAUGCCGCCGCCCCCACCAGGCGGAGGAGGACCACCUCCACCGCCUCCACCACCAAUGCCAGGCAGAGCUGGUGGUGGACCACCGCCUCCGCCGCCACCACCAAUGCCCGGAAAGGCGGGAGGAGCGCCUCCACCGCCGCCAAUGCCUGGAAUGGGUGGCCCACCGCCUCCGCCGAUGCCCGGCAUGAUUCGCCCCGGCGGACCUCCACCGCCGCCCAUGAUGAUGGUUCCGGUGCUCCCGCAUGGCCUCAAACCGAAGAAGAAGUGGGAAGUGAAGAAUCCCAUGAAGCGAGCCAACUGGAAGGCCAUUGUCCCGGCCAAAAUGUCCGACAAGGCGUUCUGGGUCAAGUGUCAAGAGGAUAAGUUGGCCCAGGAUGAUUUCCUCGCCGAGCUGGCCGUAAAGUUCUCCUCCAAGCCCGUUAAAAAAGAGCAAAAGGAUGCGGUGGACAAGCCAACGACGCUGACCAAGAAGAACGUUGAUCUGGUUGUAUUGGACUCGAAGACUGCCCAGAAUUUGGCCAUCAUGUUGGGAGGAUCGCUGAAGCACCUGUCGUACGAACAGAUCAAGAUCUGCUUGCUGCGCUGCGACACCGCCAUUCUGUCCUCCAACAUUCUGCAGCAGCUCAUUCAGUAUUUGCCGCCUCCAGAGCAACUUAAGCGUCUGCAGGAGAUCAAGGCCAAGGGAGAUCCGCUGCCACCGAUUGAACAAUUUGCUGCCACAAUAGGAGAAAUCAAACGCCUUUCACCGCGCCUUCACAAUCUGAACUUCAAGCUAACGUAUGCGGAUAUGGUGCAGGAUAUAAAACCCGAUAUUGUGGCCGGAACGGCAGCUUGCGAAGAGGUGCGGAAUAGCAAGAAGUUCUCCAAGAUCCUGGAACUGAUUCUCCUGCUCGGCAACUACAUGAACUCUGGCUCCAAGAACGAGGCAGCCUUUGGUUUUGAAAUCAGCUAUCUCACCAAGUUGUCCAACACGAAAGACACGGAUAAUAAGCAGACAUUGCUGCAUUAUCUGGCUGAACUUGUGGAGAAGAAGUUCCCAGAUGCACUCAACUUCUACGAUGAUCUGUCGCAUGUGAAUAAGGCGUCCAGGGUCAAUAUGGAUGCUAUCCAAAAGGCAAUGAGACAAAUGAAUUCGGCGGUGAAGAAUCUGGAAACUGAUUUGCAAAAUAAUAAGGUGCCGCAGUGUGAUGAUGAUAAGUUUAGCGAGGUGAUGGGCAAGUUUGCCGAGGAAUGCAGACAGCAAGUGGAUGUGCUGGGCAAAAUGCAGCUGCAAAUGGAGAAGCUAUACAAGGACCUCAGCGAGUACUAUGCCUUCGAUCCCAGCAAGUACACCAUGGAGGAGUUCUUUGCGGACAUCAAGACUUUCAAGGAUGCCUUCCAAUCGGCGCACAACGACAAUGUGCGGAUGCGCGAGGAGCUGGAGAAGAAGCGCCGUCUGCAGGAGGCACGCGAGCAGUCUGCCCGAGAGCAACAGGAGCGACAGCAGCGUAAAAAGGCUGUGGUUGACAUGGACGCCGCCCAGGCGCAGGAGGGCGUGAUGGACAGUCUCUUGGAGGCCCUGCAAACGGGCUCCGCCUUUGGACAACGGAACCGACAGGCACGAAGACAGCGACCAGCUGGAGCGGAACGGAGGGCACAACUCAGUCGAAGUCGAUCGCGGACGCGUGUCACCAACGGACAACUGAUGACCCGCGAGAUGAUCCUUAACGAGGUCUUGGGCUCCGCGUAGAAAUUAUAAAACCAGGAAUUUCUAUCUGUACAUAUAUAAAUAGACAUCUGUAGCGUUCUAAGGGCCUAGGAUCAUAGCUGUGUACAUCUGUAAAUCCAUGUGUGUAGCCUUGUUUACAUAUCAACUCGAUUGGCGUGUCCAAGAGAUUUAAUGAAAAUUUGAAUAGAAGCAGGAAAAGUCCGAAAAAUAAUAAAUACUUGGAGCUAGUAAUAUGAGAAUUUUUAAAAUGCAUUGCUGAUAAACUGAGAUUUGUAACUUAAUCGUGAGAUGAAAUGACAAAUAAUCAGAUGAUUUUUUAAGUUGUUUUUAUAAAUGGUGGUAGUCAUUAAUUUCAGUUUGUUUAAUGUUUUAACAAUUUGACUUUAGUUUUUUAAAUAUAAUUUUGUAUUGCAAUUUAUGUACACCAAGCAAAAUUCAUGUAAUUAGAGUGAUUGGCAGGCCGAUUAAGUGUUCAUCUACCCUUAGGUAUAUCAAUUUAUUUUAGACCCUUUGAAGCGGAGAUCGUAACUUACACUUAAGAUCUAAUUUAACAUUUAUUAAUCAACAAAAUCUGAAAAAAUAAUAGUCUCAAACUAAUUUUUUCCCACGAUUACAGUAAUCAGCAAUGUAUACUAACUACAAAAUUCAACUUCCGCUAUAUUUAUCAGUAAAAAACAUAUAUUUUUUCUACGCUUUUACUUUUGAAACUGAAAAUCGGGUAACUGAUGCCUAUUCUUAUUUUAUAUACUUAUACACGGAACUGAGAAACCAAGUCAGAAUAUAUUUUAUCGACCUGUUUGUAUCUUAACACAAUCUAUUCCUAUUCUACUGUGGCAUGUUCCGAUCAUUUUGUUGUGCACUUCGUUUUCGAGGCACUCACUAGGGCGAGAUAUAUAUCAAAAUGAAAUUCCUUUUGUAUUUAACUUGUUUUUAAGCGAAACUCUUUUAAAUUUGUAUACUUUAAAUCCCUGAAUCCACGCUAUACAUAACAUUGUUAAUUAAUGCCUAUUUUUGGACAAUGCUCGCAUAUUGAAAAUAAACUUUUACCAAAACCAUAAA